This is a messenger RNA of Colletotrichum lupini, 918 nucleotides long. RefSeq lists its product as uncharacterized. Bases 1 to 918 code for a protein of 305 amino acids. Gene Ontology annotation, molecular function: NAD binding; hydroxypyruvate reductase [NAD(P)H] activity; glyoxylate reductase (NADPH) activity. Gene Ontology annotation, cellular component: cytosol. The transcript is spliced from 2 exons. The record is from RefSeq and is a predicted model, not a curated record. Lineage: Eukaryota; Fungi; Ascomycota; Sordariomycetes; Glomerellales; Glomerellaceae.
AUGUCGCAAUCGAAAUCUCACAUCCUUUUCUUCAACGCCGUCCGCCAUGCACUACAGGAGUAUGAAGCUUUGAAGCUGGUGGCCGAUCCCGAAGUGGUUGCUGGAAAGUUUGACGAAGAGUUCGUGAACCAACUGCCUACGUCUUUGAAGUACAUCUGCCAUACUGGCGCCGGAUACGAUCAGAUCGACGUCGAUGCCUGCACGCGGCGCAACAUCAUCGUCACUUAUGCGCCAGACCCAGUCACGUCGGCCACUGCCGAUCUGACCAUUUUCCUUCUCCUCGGAGCCAUCCGCCAGUUGAAUCCCUCUUUUACUAGUCUAAGGAGCGGCAACUUCAAAAAGGGCCUCGACUUUGGCCAUGACCCUCAAGGCAAGACAUUGGGAAUUCUCGGCAUGGGCCGCAUUGGUCGUGCAGUCAAGCGCCGGGCCGAGCCUUUUGGGCUCAAGACAAUCUAUCACAACCGGAAGCCGCUGUCGAAUGAUCUCACUGCAGGCUGUCAAUAUGUUUCCUUCGAUGAACUUCUCAGCACCAGCGAUAUUAUCUCUGUCCACGUCCCGCUAUCAGCCAGUACUACGCACUUGAUCGGAGCCGCAGAGAUCGCCAAGAUGAAGCCGGGUGUAGUUUUGAUCAAUACAGCCCGUGGUGCUGUCAUUGAUGAGGCAGCUAUGGCCGCCGCCCUGGAUGAGGGCCACAUCGCAGCGGUUGGGCUGGAUGUCUACGAAAAGGAGCCACUGGUUGACGAGCGACUAGUCAAUAACGAAAGAGCAUUGCUCGUACCUCACCUGGGAACCCACACCGUUGAGACACUUGGCCAGAUGGAGUCGCUGGCCAUAGAAAACGCACGCCGUGGUGUUUUAAAGGAAAGGUUGUUGACGGUCGUUCCUGAGCAGGCUGAGGCCUACGAGCAGUCCGCGUAG